Melanotaenia boesemani (Boeseman's rainbowfish) is the source of this 2409-nucleotide messenger RNA. RefSeq lists its product as uncharacterized. Gene Ontology annotation, biological process: DNA integration. The coding region runs from base 803 to 2221 and encodes 472 amino acids. Gene Ontology annotation, molecular function: nucleic acid binding. Lineage: Eukaryota; Metazoa; Chordata; Actinopteri; Atheriniformes; Melanotaeniidae. The record is from RefSeq and is a predicted model, not a curated record. The transcript is spliced from 7 exons.
UUGUCAGUCGGGGGCGGUAACCUUCUCAUUAAUCUGAUUGGCCAGAAUUUUCAGUUCCAAUUCGGUGACAGCGCGGGUCUUGGUUGUAAUAGCUUGGUGCAACUUUAUUGCCCCAAAGGUACGGAAACAUUUACAAACAUGACAGUUUAACAUAAUCUUAUGGGAGCACCUGGAAAAUCCACCAGUUUAGAAAAUAAAAAUAUAUAUAGCGGGGUAAAAAUUAAUAUAUAUUCAGGAAGGCACUUUGGUUUAAAGCAGAAGAAGAGCAGAGGACGUGACGUGGAUUAAAAAAAAAAAAAAAUUGGAGGACAAGAAGAAGAAGAAGAAGAAGAAGAACGAGGAGGACAAAGAAGGUGAAGGAAAUAUACAUUUGUUAAGUUUAACAUGUAACAUUCAUUUUAUUAGAAAACAGUACAUGUUUUCAGUUACAACUAAAAUUGGGUAGCCGUCAAAAUGUAUAAUUAGACAUAUUAAAGAUGCAACUCAAGGUAAAUGGCUUGUAACGUAUGUUGACGUGUGGCUCAUAUAUGCUAACAAUUGACUACUGGGUGGACUUGACUGCAUCUUAGUCAUCUAGUUUUAAGGCUAAUCUCCGUUAUACCCCUUUCUUUAAUUUUGACGUAAAAUUUGUGACAAGAAGUUGUUGUUAAUCAUUAUUAAUUGUAGCUGUCGAAAUCCCAAGACUAACAGUAUGUUUCUAUGACCAAGUUUAGUCUCAACACCGUUUACAACAUAACCAUUUUGUUGACAGUUAUUUUGAUACAGUUGAGGACAGCACUGAACACUGAGCAGAUCCGGUAAAAUGACAGAGCAACAUAUUCUCAGACAACAAAUGAUCUCCAGACUGAUCAGGAAAUUAGAGUGUGGCCUUUCACGCCAACCUCUGGACAUGGACUUUCUACUAUUUACUUGCAGACAGGAGCUGUACCUCUGGGAAGCACUGUCGAGGCAUGUAAAUAUCCACUUAGAGAUUGUACAGGCUUUGCAAGAGUUCCUAAGAUUGGUGAUGGACCACAUUGAUCAUGCUAAUGUUGCGGUGACCACAGUUGAAACUGUAACUGGAGCAAGGGGGCGUCCCAUGUAUGUAGUAGAGAAAGAGAGACUGGUUGAACUUCUUGAAUUAAAUCUGCCAGUGAAGAGCAUUGCAAAAUUACUGGGGAUUUCAGCCAGGACAGUUCAUCGACGGAUGACAGAAUAUGGCCUUUCUGUCAACCAAAAUUAUAGCACUCUCACAGAUGAAGAGCUGGAUGAUGCCAUCCAGCAAAUACAGAGUGAAAUUCCAACAGCAGGCUAUCGGAUGGUGAAAGGAAGGCUGAGGUCGAUGGGUAUCAAUGUCCAGUGGAGAAGACUUACUGCAUCAAUGCAUCGCGUGGACUCACUUGGAAUUCUUUCCAGACUGAGUGGACUAGGCUGCAUUGUGCGGAGAACUUAUUCUGUCAGAGGACCCCUCUCACUGUGGCAUGUCGACACUAAUCACAAGCUGAUAAGGUACAACAUUGUCCUUUUUGGUGCAGUUGAUGGCUACUCCAGGAAGGUGAUGUGUUUGGAGGCUGCAACAAACAACACUGCAUCAACAGCUUUUGCGGCAUUCAAAAAAGCAACAGAGAUCCAUGGUAUACCUUCAAGGGUGAGAGGUGAUCAGGGAGUAGAGAACGUGGACAUAGCUAGAUAUAUGUUUACCAUCCGUGGAACUGAUCGAGGGAGCUUUAUGUCGGGAAAAAGUGUCCAUAAUCAAAGGAUCGAGCGUUUGUGGCGGGAUGUCAGGACAUGUGUGACAUCAAAGUAUUACAACGAACUCCACCUGCUGGAGAUGGAAGACCUACUUGAAGUGUCCUCCUGCGAAGAUCUGUUUGCAGUCCACCUAACAUUCCUUGUCAAACUUCAGAAAGACCUGGAUGCUUUUGUGGAAGGUUGGAACCACCAUCCCAUCAGAACAGAAGAAAACAGAACUCCUGAGCAGCUCUGGCAAACAGGAAUGAUGCUUCAACCCAUUAACCAGCCAGAGAAUCUUGAGGAUAUUCAGGAGCCGGACAUUGACUGGGACAUUGCAGCAGAUUUUCGAGAAGAUGUGCACGGAGCUGUGGUGGUCCCUGAAUUUGACUGCCCAGUAACUGAAGACCAGCUGGUGGAAUGUCAGAAUCUUAUCAAUAACAACAGUGAUCUGGACAGCAGGAGCCUCUACCUCAUGUGUCGUGAAUAUCUGUCUACUUUAAAUGUGUAAUUGAAGAUAUCUUUACUUUUGAAAAAUUGGUACAGAGUAAUUAUUUGAAAUGCUUUGUAAUCAUAAAAACACUGCAUGUACUUAUGUUGCCUUUACACCCACUUGCCCAAUCUGAAAUAUCAUACAGGAAACUUUUGUUAUCUUGAAACUUUUGCUUGUGAAUCUUUAAAGAAAUGUAAAACCUCUGC